AGAUUCUGCGCAGUAGGUCCAGCGCUGAAAUUCAAAUUUGAACAGUUGUUUUGUUGUGCAGAGAGAAGUAGGAACCGAAAAAAGAGAAGAGAAGCUGAGAGCCGCACAGCUUGCCUCACUUAGGUCCUGUUUUUGUACACUAAGUGUGUACACCACUUGCAAAAUACAACGUUGUUUUAAUAUUGCUCGAUUCGGGAUAAACUUUCUAAAAUGGAUCCAUUUACUGAGAAACUGUUGGAGCGGACCCGGGCUCGCAGAGAAAACCUGCAGAAGAAAAUGGCGGAGAGACCAAAUGCAGCAAACCGACAGAUGGUCAAAAGGCCCAGAGAGCCGCUGGCUGACACCAACAGUGUGAUCAGUGAGCCAGCCAUUGAUAAAGUUCCACAGGUGUCCUCUAAGCCCUCUCCCUCCAAGCGCAGGUGCUCAGAGGAAAAUGUAGCCGGCGAGGAGAACCAGGAGCCAGCGAUGACACGAGCUGUGGCUCCUAUGCUCUCGGAUCCUCCCACAGACAGGAAACCCCCGGUGGGGCCUGCCGGCGUUCGACCUUCCUCCUCCCUGGAGAAGACUGCUAACCGGCCUGUUGUCCGGUCUCAGCCAGGGCAGCAGGCAGCUCCAGAGCCAGAGAAAAUGGCUGUCACCCUUGCUCCUAAUCCUCCAAGCAGCAGAGAAGUAGAGGCAGUGCCUGCCAGUUCAGCCCUGCAGAGGAACAAGGAGGAGCUGGUGGAAGACUCUGCUCCAUCUGCUGCUGGCAUGAAGUCUCGUCUGCAGAGGCUGGCAGAGCAGAGAAAGUAUUGGGAUGGCGAUGACACCCCUGAGGCAGUUCCAGACUGCACCCCCCUGUCCCUGUUGCAGAGACAAGCUGAGGUCACACCAGCUGCCGUCCCCACCGUUUCCUCUGGAACUCCGGUAGGGAGGAGAGGCAGACUCGCCAACCUCGCUGCCACCAUCGGAUCCUGGGAAGACGACCUUAGCCACGCUAAUAUUCCCAACGAGAAUGCAAAAGAGAAGCCCGCUACAGCUGUUCCUAAGUUUGCAGUCCGAGGUGCUACUGUGGUUGCCAGCACUAAGCCAAGUGCUGCUGGCCAUGUGGCGGCCAGUUCAACUGCAAGCAGCAGGUCUACACCCAGCUCUCAGGCUUUGAACUCUCCAGCAAAGCCAGGCCGAGUGUUUCAACCAAGCCCUCAGGACGCUGACAUUCCUGCAGCCAGACCAGCACUUAAGCCAGUAACCAGUCCCCAGAAGAGCUCCAUCCAGAAAACGGCCUUCCCCCCCAGUCCCCAGAAGAGCUCCAUCCAGAAAACGACCUUCCCCUCUAGUCCCCAGAAGAGCUCCAUCCAGGGAACUGCCUUCCCCUCUAGUCCCCAGAAGGCUGGCCCCUCCUCCUCAGCAUCAGUGCCUCAAAGCCCCCUGAAGAGUCAGGCCCUCUCCACGGGUCUCAUCCCCACCUCCAGCCCCCAGAAGCCAGAACUCCGUGCCAGGCCCACCACUGCUGGCCCCUCUGGUCCUCAGGAAAUGGCCACUGCUGGAGCACCUGGUGUAAAAUCUUUUCUGGAGCGUUUUGGCGAGAGGUGCCAGGAGCGUACCAACCAGAGCUCCCCAGCAGGGACCCAUGCCAAGACUCCCACUGUAACUCCAUCAGCAGUCACACCAAACACCCGGCUGGUACAGGAGAGGCUCCGAGCUGCCCAGGCUGCAAGCACAACCACUGCUGAUCUCGCCCAAAGACAGAAGCUGGAGCGCGAGUCUGAGUUGGCUCAGAUUCGCAGUCGCUUCCAGAAGGGGAACAAUAUGUGGAAAAACAAAGAUGAAGCGGCAGAAACCAAUAAAAACGCAGACAUCAAGGAACAGCUUGACAAGCCAGUGGAGGCUGAAGUUGCCCCAUGUGAGCCACAGGAUGAACCCGCAGCACCCUCUACUGAGAGUACAGAUACUCCCACAAAGUGCACUCCUCCAGCAGGUCAUGGGUUGAUGGUCUCGCCUCCAGCCUCAACAUCCAGUCCUCUGAGGGUGGUCGGCCACACUGUAGAGAAAACAAGUGAUGAAACCCCAGAAGAAGAGGAGGAGGUGGUCAAAGAGAAAGAGAUGAACGUGGACCAGUCCAUCAACUCUGCAGUUAUCAAUGAGCUGUUUGAUGGCGUCCUGGAGCAGAGUGAUGAUGAUGAGGAAGAUGCUUUAAAUAUCUCCUCCAUGUCGCUCCUCACUCCACUAGCAGAGACUGUGGCUGCUGUGGUGAAAAGUCCAGAGAGAAGAAUGAUGACGUCGACUCCGGCCAGCUCAUUCAUCGUGAAGAGCAACACUCCGGAUAAUGUUUCCAAACCUAGCAAGUUCCAGAGAGCCAACGUGAUGCGGGCGGCAUCUUCAGACAGUGUUGAGGCCUUCGGCGAGGACCCCAAACUGCCAUAUAGCAUUGAUGCAUAUAGGUCCAUCAGGGUGAAAGAGACAGAGAGACCCAACAUAAAACAGGUGAUUGUGAGGAAAGAGGACGUUUCUCACAGAGCGGAGGAACCCAGAGGAGCAAGCCUCUUUAGCAUCAAACAGAAGAUGAAGAUUCUGACAAAUGAGCUGAACCUGCAACAGACAGUCAUUCAUCAGGCCAGUCAGGCACUCAACUGCUGCACUGAUGAAGAGCACGGCAAAGGAUCCCAGGUGGAGGCUGAGGCAGAGAGGCUGCUGCUGGUGGCAACGGAGAGGAGGGAAGCGUUGAAGGUGGAGCUGGACCGUCUGAAAGGAGACCCAACAAGCCAGAAAAAGGCCUCUGUGGCCCCAGAACCUAUGAGCAUGGCGGCCUCCAAGGGCUCCGUCACCCUGCAGGAGUUGCGCCUGCCUCUCAAGGCAGACUUUGUUUGCUCCAUUGCCAACAAGCCAGAGUCCACCAAACAUUCCUUCUUCGUAAUGAUUCGGGCUGGAGCAGAGAACACUGUGGCCACACCAUUAGCCAGCACACACCGCGGCCUCAGUGGGGACACGCUGGCUUUCCCUACCAAGUUCACCAUAUCCGAUGUCUCCAGUGACUUUGUAAUUGAUAUAGAGGUCUAUUGCUUGGUGCAGAAGCGUGACGUCUGCAGUGACAAGAAGAAGAAACCCAGCAAGUCAAAGAGAAUAUGGAGACAGGUUCACAUGGCCCAAGAUUUGUGUAUGUCGGCUAUCACUCCAAAGAGAUUCCUCGCCAUCACUAAAAGUGGCCAGACACCAGUUGUGGCCAGUCCAGGAGGCCCCAACGCUGUUCGCACCAGUAACUUCAUCCUGGUCGGAUCACACAAGCUCACCCUGUCCUCGAUCGGGAAAAACAAGUUCCCUUUGGAGAAGAUCAAAUAUGACGCAAGGGAAAGAGAACUUCUCAGUGACAUGUUUCAUACCAAGGUGCCGUUCCUGUGCCCUCUGGAGGGCCACGUCUACCUCACCAUGCAGUGUGAGGUUGGCUCAAAGGUGGAGGAGAAGGGCUUCCUGACGAUGUUUGAAGAUGUGAGUGGAUUCGGAGCCUGGCACCGGAGGUGGUGUGUCCUGACGGGAUACUGCAUCUCCUACUGGACCUACCCAGAUGAUGAGAAGCGCAAGAAUCCCAUUGGUCGCAUCAACCUGGCUAACUGCACCAGUAAGAAGGUGGAACCAGCCAACAGAGAGUUUUGUGCCAGACCCAACACAUUUGAGCUGAUCACAGUCCGGCCACAGAGAGAGGAUGACAAAGAAACACUCGUCAGCCAGUGCAAGAACACCAUGUGUGUCACCAAAAACUGGCUGUGUGCAGACACAAAGGACGAGAGGAAUCUGUGGAUGAAGAAGCUGAACCAGAUUGUGGUGGAUCUGCGAAUGUGGCAGCCAGACGCCUGCUACAGGCCGCUGUAAUCACUGCACUCUGUCACAACCAGCCCUUCUGUCAAUAUCAGGGACACAUGGCCAAUACAAAGUGCAAUACACUAUAACAAUUGUUAAAUAUUUUUAACUUGUGGAUAUUUUCCAGGAGAUUAGUAAUCAAACACAUUAGUGUUUAAGUUAUAGAUCAGAGGAAAGUAAAUAAAGCCAUACAUUUGAAACAUUUCAGUACAGUAUUUUGUGUAGGAGUCGGGGUUUGGCACUGUUGUUUUUUUUGAUACACCUCUAGACCGGUUUGAUACUCUAUUUUGGGGUAUUUUUGUGUUGCUGAAUUUAUUUUAUGUUAAUGCCAAUAUUAAGUGUUCUUGACACAGUGCAUGGCUUUAAAUUAUUUGGUUUUAAAGCUAAAA
Molecule: messenger RNA, 4220 nt
Organism: Sander lucioperca (pikeperch)
Lineage: Eukaryota; Metazoa; Chordata; Actinopteri; Perciformes; Percidae
Gene: anln
Product: anillin, actin binding protein
Exons: 25
Coding region: 211-3843 (1210 amino acids)
Biological process (GO): mitotic cytokinesis; septin ring organization; actomyosin contractile ring assembly
Cellular component (GO): actomyosin contractile ring
Source: RefSeq, a predicted model, not a curated record